Sinocyclocheilus anshuiensis is the source of this 371-nucleotide messenger RNA. RefSeq names its product glycophorin C (Gerbich blood group) (gene gypc). The transcript has 2 exons. Gene Ontology annotation, cellular component: membrane; cortical cytoskeleton. The record is from RefSeq and is a predicted model, not a curated record. Lineage: Eukaryota; Metazoa; Chordata; Actinopteri; Cypriniformes; Cyprinidae. The annotation marks the transcript as partial.
UUCUUCUUGUCUUUAGAGGGACCAUACUUUGAAGCCAUAGUUGGAGUUGUCAUUGCUGUGGUGGUUCUUGUCCUGCUCCUCCUCCUGGCCGUCAUUCUGCGAUACAUGUACAAGCACAAGGGCACAUAUCAUACCAAUGAAGCCAAGGGCACAGAGUUCGCAGAGACAGCAGACGCUGCUCUGCGUGGAGACCCUGCCCUGCAGGACGCCAUGGACGAGAGCAAGAAAGAGUAUUUCAUAUGAGACACAAUAGCUGGCCCUUUAUACACGUCAUAUAAUAAACUCCUACAGGCUCACAUGAUGCCUCAAUCCUGUUUGCUGGAGCAGUGAAGUAACCGACUGAGCUCCCCGCAAACAGAAACUAACAAGAA